Molecule: messenger RNA, 2541 nt
Organism: Yamadazyma jaroonii
Lineage: Eukaryota; Fungi; Ascomycota; Pichiomycetes; Serinales; Debaryomycetaceae
Source: the annotation of a GenBank genome assembly
AUGUUUAAAUCAGUGUUUAAAUCUGGUAUCAGGGCAGCUUAUGAUGUUCUGAAUAAUCCUACCUUUGUUUCCGAACCUUGGUAUGUUUACCCGGCCAAGAACUAUGCUACAGGGAAACAAGCAUCGGUUUUCAUCUUCGAUAAAUCUAAAUUCGAAGCCAGUAUUCAAAAAUUAUGUUCAAAUAUUUCUAAUACCAAGAACCCUCGAGUUAUUAUAAGUGAAUGUUAUGAAUUGAUUAAGUAUGAAGUUAGUCAGUUAGCUAAGUUGAAACAUCCUCAAUUGUUAACUGUUUAUGAAGUUUUGGAAGAGACUAAACUGAAAUUUUUAUUUGUUACUGAACCAAUAGUUAAUAAUCUAUUAACCGUUAAUAUUGAAAAGUUAGAUGAAUUAAGUUUACAAAAAGGAUUAUUGGAAAUUUGUAAAGGUAUACAAUUCUUACAUAAUUAUUGUUCUAUCAUUCAUUUGAAUUUACAACCUUCAUCAAUAUUCAUAAAUCAACAAGGUGAUUGGAAACUUGCAGGUUUUAAGUUCUUACAAAAUUUGAACGAAAUGUCUAAUCAGGAUAGAGAUAACUUCUACAUUAUGAACAAUAGUUCAAUUGUUCCAUUUGCAAAUUUGAAUUUGAAUUUUACACCACCGGAACUAAUUGUUGACAAUCAUCUGAGAUUAGAGUUUGGUAAUGAUAUCUGGUCUUUAGGUUGUUUAAUCUAUUAUUUAUAUAAUGGUGAUUAUUUGAUAAAUUGUUUUGAUGCCAAUAGUAUAAGUGAUUAUAAGAGUGAGUUCAGAAAGUUUGAAACUAAGUUUUAUAAUCAUAAGUUAGGUGAUUUGAAAUAUGUUUUGAAACAAGUACCUGACCAAUUAUUCCAAUUAUUCCCCUUGAUCAUGGCAAGAUACCCUAAUGAUAGAAUCAAUAUUGACAAGAUCAUUGAUUCCGAAUUCUUCAAUGGAAGUCUCAUCAAAGCCAUGUUCUUCGUUGAUGAGUUUUCUACCAAAUCAAUUGAUGAAAAACUUAUCUUUCUUUCGGGUUUAUUGGAAGUUAGAGAAGAUGGUAAAAUGUUUAUCGAUAAUUUCCCAUCCAAUUUCAAAAACAUCAAAUUAUUACCUUUAUUGAUAGAAUUAUUGAAAUCUGAAUUGAAUGUUGGAAUCUCAAAAGAUGAGGUUGGACAAGCUACAAGAAUUGAUUUAGUGAGUAACGUUUUGACUAUCAUCCUUAAUAUUGGUAGCAAAGUUUCUCAUUUGACUUUCCAGGACAAGAUCUUCAAUUCCAUUUUCAAAGUUGAUUCCAGUUUAAGGAAGAAACAAAGAGUUGAUUAUUUUGAUAAGAUGAUGAAUUUCUCUGUAAAGGUAAGAUUAGCUUAUAUAGAGAAUCUUGAAAUCUUGGUGGAAAAAGUCAAUGAUAAAGAUGUAGCAGAUAUGAUCAAGAAAUCGUGUUCCCUUAUACUCACAUUACCAUCUAACGAACAGCAUUACAAACAAGAACAAGCUAAAUUACAAGAUCUUUUCUUAAACAAAACUGAUCUUUUUGUGAAAAAAUUUGAUUUCCCAUAUAUCAAAAAUACCUUCUUUCCUUUGAUUAUUCAAGUAUUCAAAACUACCACUAUCUUAUCAACUAAACUAUCAACCAUUAAAGUGUUUGAAAAUAUGGUAGAUGAAGAUAUCAUUGAUAAAACCAUCGUUAAAGAACAAUUAUUACCAAUCUUUCAAAAUUUGAAAAGUAGAGAUAAAAGAAUUGUUGGUAAUGUAUUGAAAUUCUUCAGCAAAUUAUCCAAAGACGAUAAGAUAUCUCUAGACUUAGAGACCAUUGUGGAAUUCAUAUUACCUAUUUGUUUAAAACUUGUGUUUGGAUGUAAUGAUUGUGUUCAAUCAGAAUUUAAAUCCUAUAUGGCCACUAUUAAUGAAAUCCAAAGCAAUUUAGUUAAACAGAAAUUACCUUCAUUGCCAACGAAACAGCCUGAGAAGAGAAUUGAAACCCCUUCGAACAACUUUGAUUCUUUGAUCAGUACCCAAGCUAUCAACAGUGGUAACUUGGAACAUACACAAACGGCACCAGCAUCUGAAGUUUUGAGACCGACCAGACCCACCACCUCAGCUCCUAUUAAAUCCAACUCCCAUGACAUUUUACAACCUAAAAAACAAAUAAAACCUUUGUCUUUAAAACCAAAAGAGACUAAACCUACACCUUUGACUUUUGGCUCUACUGGAACUAAUCAGAACACUGAAACUAAAAAUUUAUUCAAAAAUUUGGAAGGAACCUUCAAUGAUGAAUUUCUGGAUUUCCAAUCAGCAACGCCCACACCACCAAUAAACAAAUCGGUUCAAACAUUUUCACAACCCAUUCAACCAACGAAUAUUCAAUCAAAUUAUAUCCAGCCUACUAAUAAUCUAUCAACUAACAAUCAACCAGUACAACCAUCUCCCAUGAAUUUCCUGACCAUGAGUCCGUUGGUACCCAAACAACCUCCAGGAUUCAGUAAUUCAAUUUUAAUGCCAUCUUCAAAAUCAACUCCACCACCUAAAAAUAACGACUUAGACUUUUUGUAA